Strongylocentrotus purpuratus (purple sea urchin) is the source of this 3322-nucleotide messenger RNA. RefSeq lists its product as uncharacterized. The transcript is spliced from 9 exons. NCBI's taxonomy places the organism in Eukaryota, Metazoa, Echinodermata, Echinoidea, Camarodonta, Strongylocentrotidae. Bases 87 to 2372 code for a protein of 761 amino acids. The record is from RefSeq and is a predicted model, not a curated record.
AUAUUAAUUCUGAGCUUCACGAACCAAAAAGUUCAAACUUUUUAAAGAUUUAUUUACUUUAUCAACGAUGGAGAUAGUGAAAAAGAAUGAAGAAAAAUAAAGGCAGAGCACCGGUUCAUCAGGGAAAGAUAUAUAUGAACCUUGCAUUAUCAAAUCAGACGAAAGAUGUUUAUGGAACUCGUCCCUAUGGAGGUCGAAAAGGCAUAACAAACCUUUACCCUCCAUCAAAGGCAGCGUUUAUAUCAGAGAGGCCGACGGACUUCUUGAACGAUGUCAAGAACAUGGUGUUUCGACAGACGGAGGAGGAGGAGAGGAAUGGCUCUCCAAAUUGGAUUAGUAAAUACAACAAGGAAUUGAACCAUACUGGGGAGCAACCAUUGAUGGUUCAACGAUUCCUUAGUACUAAUAAGCAAGAGCAGCAGAACGGAGUGCUUCCUGCACCCGCCAAACCUCAGUCAAGGUUCAGUGUUGAACGGGUCGUUGAUAAAGAGUUCCAACAGGGUCUUAGCCUUCAUCAAUAUCUGACUGCAACUGAGAUGCCUGGCCAGUCUGAGAAACUAGUGGAUGUACGACACGGCAGGCCUACAAGAACAAGCUUGCUGAGGGCUAGACAACGGAUCAAAAAUAUUCCUGUGCCGGAGAGAGCUAAGCUAGAUUUACGAGAUGAUAUCCAUUACCUUCAAGAACAGGCAUUGAAGAGGGAAGAUAAAUACAAGACCGUUGAUGUUCCUGAAGAUUUGCAGCCUUUGACAGAGGGAGCAGAAACUGUGCAUCAGUUCCUUGUCGGAGCAAGAUACAACAGAGCACACUAUCGGGAUGCCAAGUGUUUCAACAAGGUUGGACUCUACGUCUCCAGGGAGAAUCCUCAGCACUGCUUUCUGAAUAAUGGCACCACACGGGAGUCGUUGCUUGCUAACAAACCAGAGAAAGCGAACAACAUCGCAUUGGGGGCCUUCUCUGAAGUGACUGCAUCUGAGCUGAACAGUCUUUGCCAGUCCACAUCAAGCUUUCACAAGCUCCUUCAGCCACCCUCUGAAGCUCGUCAGGCGUGGGGUACCAGCUCCAUUGCGAGUGCCCCUAGUCCCACUCCUAACGAUAGCCGUGAGUCUUUUGCGACGUCCUUGAGGGAUGAGUCAGAGUUUGCUCCCAAAUCCAAAGUGACCGAGAGGAGUCAGAUCCUGCAUUCCAAGCGAGUCCAACUGAAGAGUGCCUCUGGACAGCAGAGUAGCAGUAGUCUGGCACGCUCUACAGUCAGUAGCUGUGACUCGUGCAUCCUGUGCCAAGAAGGCUCUGCUGUCAAGCAUGGCGUUCCCGUUCAUUUUCACGGAAGGAACAUCAUGUCGGCACCCAGCAGGAGGAAAUGGACCCAUCAUGCACAGAGAGGGCGCAAUACAAGUAAUGACAAUCCCUCAUACCCUGGAAAGCGCCAGGGUGCAGACCUUAUGCUAGUACAGCAGUACCAUCUGAGAAUCUUAGGUACGCAGUCUCGUAUGAGCAUGAAGGAGGAGAGAAUUAAUUCCCCUGACAUCAAGUUGCACUACACCCCAAGACAAGCAUUGGGAGGUGUGCCCCGCCCUCAGACGGCUGCCUCUUCGAGCAGACAGAACCCCAGCAGGAAUCGCAAUAGCAACAACGAAAUGGAUGGCUUGUCUGAAGAGGGCAUUGCCAAAAGGAACGGCUCGGAUGCUGUGAGUACUGUUGCGAGCACUGCCAGUAAGAUCUCCGUACAUAUAAGCACAGGGGAGGAGGAUGUCGUAGAGGAGGGGUCACCAAGAGUUGGGGCCGUUGAUCCUGAGGCGACGCCUCGCAGUCAGGACGUGACGGUCGGUAGCACUAGGGGUGGUGGAGAAAGUUUGGCAGAUGUGCCUACACCCCGUACCCAAGACUUGAUAGAUUUGACACCACGGGAGGAAGCGCAAGAUUGUCACACUGAUCGUGAGGGAAACACUGGUCAACACGAGCCAAAUGUGUCUAUUGAAAAUGGGACAAGCAAUGGCCAAUUUGAAGACAUGUUGGGCAAGGUAGAAACGGUUCAGGGUGCUUCAGAUAUCCCAAGUAGUGGCAUGAUCCAGGAGGAUGGGGAAUAUGACCCAGAGUGCCAAGUAACCGAUGAAGAAGUAGUGGAUCUACAUGGACAAAUGGCACAGGUGAAUCUCAAUGAUACAACUGAUGGUGUCGCCGAAGAUAACAUGCCAGGAGAAAAUGUAGAUGGUGACGUCACUGAACAGAUUGACGAUGGGACGGAUGUAAUAGCGGUUGAGAAGUUACACUGUCAAGAAUCUGGCGUUGUACCUCAGGAGGAAGAACCUGGAGAAUUGAAUAAUAACAAAGACCAGGUUCAUACUGUAAGCUUUGCUGAACCAGACAGAUAAAGAUAGAAUCUGGACAGGCUAUAUUUGUAGCUUUUGCCCUCUAUUGCUUUACGACAAUCAAUUUCUUGAGAAAAAUAAAUUGUAAAAUAUAUUGUAGAUGUGUGUUUUUUUUGUAUUAAUUUCCCUGUAAAUCCAUUUUUUCCCCAUUUUUGUUCAUGCUGCAUGGAAUUGUGGUGCAAGGAUGACUUGGUUUGUUUCAUCGCCAUAGUGUAAACCAACAAUUUGCCAUCGAUAGCACGAAGGGAUAGCAAGUUAGCAACAAUAACAAUCACAGUCCAAGUGUGGGCAAAAAUGAAAACAUUUUUUCCCUCUUUUGGUCUCCUGUUUUUAAAAACAAACAGAAUAAUAUACUUUUAUUUGUCUGAAUUUUGUUUGCCCUUUUGGCUGACCAUAGUAAUUUAAAAAAUUUUUUAAUGGUGAUCUAAAUCAGGUUGUGACAGGGUUGAAAUAGUUGGUUCCCCUGAUAACCCAAAGAGCAAGUACCCCCUCUGUUGUUGCUGCAGAUGUGAUAUCUACUGAAGUAGUGAUUACAAUUUGCGUCUGACACAAAAUUCUGAAUGGUAUAGUCUGUUUAGAGCCAGAAGGGCAUUAACUCAUAUACUUUAAGAUAGAGUUAACGACCUCCUGGCUCUGAACAGAUGAUUGUGAAUAUUUAAGGUAACGUGUGGCAUUAAUGAUGUACUUUCAAUUUUGAUGUGUUACUUAACUAUAUAAUGCUGUUCCAUGUGUUACUGGAAAGCGAAGUUUUAGGUGUUCAUGGCAUCUUGUAUGUUUAAGCCUCCUUUACACACAAUGCAGUAGAAAAAUCUGCACCAUAGUAUGACAUUUUGUGUAACAUAAAGCUAAAUGUUUGGGGGUUGUUGUUGUUCGUAGCUACUGUUUUUUUUUUAGUCGUCACUUGCCACGCAUAUCUGCAUUUAAAAUAAUUAUGUAUUUGUUAAAGCCUUGAA